Molecule: messenger RNA, 517 nt
Organism: Eutrema salsugineum
Lineage: Eukaryota; Viridiplantae; Streptophyta; Magnoliopsida; Brassicales; Brassicaceae
Exons: 1
Coding region: 81-305 (74 amino acids)
Source: RefSeq, a predicted model, not a curated record
CUCAUCCUUCACUUACCACAUUUCCUCUUUGGUCUUCAUAAUUAUCAAAUUAAUUAUCAUAACUGAAAUAGCAAAAAAAAAUGUCUUCGAUUGGAGCAAACUACGCACAACUCCAAGUCAUGCAGAAGAAGCAGAAGGAGAAGAUGAUGAUGAAGAAGAGGUUGGAGAAGGAGAGAGAUGGCGGCUUAUACGGUGGAGAAGGCCACGGAGUUUCUUCCGCUGCCACUGGAAAGAGUGGUAACAGAAUAUUUCCGGUCAAGGCUUCUCCAUCGUCGACUUAUGAAGUAGUAGAACGACAAGAGUGAAGUGUGAGCUUUGUCUUCUGUUUUAAGUUAGACUUUUGUGUGUCUAUGUGUGUGAUGCGAUGUUAUAUAAGUGGUCGUCUUCUGUAUCUAGGCUUGAAGUUACGUCAUUUGUGUUGCUUUGUUGAAUGCUAUUGCUGGCAAAUUGUAUUAAAAACGUUGUAAUUUUCUUAGAUUUCGAUGAUGUAAUAUAUUUCUCUAUUGUGAAUUCAGUU